AUGGCUUCCAAACAUGGUCUCUUGCUUGUUUCCCUUGCUUUCUUGCUCCUUUGCAGCUCCCAUUACUGCUCAGCCUCCGGCAGGUUACUAAAUCCGAUGAAGCCAACCUCCAUAGAAUUUGGAAUUGACCCACCUUACCUUCUAAAGCCAACUUUUCCAUUGCCUGAAGAUCAAGAAACACAAACACCUCCUGGUUCCAUACUACCAGCACUUCCAAUGCCACUUCAACAGCCAAUAAUGACACCACCUCCACCUGCUCCUUUUCCUCCUGGCCAAGAUGAGGCCGGUUUGAUUCCGGCUUUCCCAUUCCCUCACUUGCCUUCUCUACCGAAAUUCCCUCCUUUUCCAUUUAUUCCUGGCAUGCCAUCAGUCCCUGCACUCCCCUCAGUUCCUUUGGCUCCACAGUUUGUGGACUCAGGCUUUACUUCACCAGGGAUUGGAGAUGAAGGCAGCCCAUGA
This is a messenger RNA of Populus trichocarpa (black cottonwood), 459 nucleotides long. RefSeq lists its product as uncharacterized. The record is from RefSeq and is a predicted model, not a curated record. The transcript has a single exon. Bases 1 to 459 code for a protein of 152 amino acids. NCBI's taxonomy places the organism in Eukaryota, Viridiplantae, Streptophyta, Magnoliopsida, Malpighiales, Salicaceae.